UUCUAAGCCCUUGCGAAACAAAAAGAUCCGACCCGUUCCAUAGAGAUUUGACAAACAAGACUUUUCAAAAUCAAAAUCAAAAUAAGUAUUAGCAAAAGUGUGGCCGUCUGCCGGACUCCGACGACCCUCAGACGAACAGCUCUCAAUUCGGGGCUGGAAUCGUCUAUAAGGGUAACGGUUCAGACAAGCAGCUGCCUGAUUCAUCGUUUUUUUCAUACAUUUCCAAUUGAAGUGAACUGAAUCAUAAGUUAAAAUUAUGAUGGGGUGCCCUAAUCAGCAGAGUGGAGUCAAUACUCCAAUUUCAGAACCCAAGGUUCAUACUAUAAAGCCUUCCAGAGGUGCCUUAGAAUGUAUGGUGAAUUCAGAAAUUGGUGCUGUUUUAGCCGUGAUGAGGAGAAAUGUUAGGUGGGGAUUUCGUUAUGCUGCUGAAGAUGAUCAACUGGAGUAUUCUCUCAUCCAAUCUUUCAAGGAAUUAAGGAAAAAGAUAUUCUCAUGGAGACAUGAGUGGAACAAUGUUGAUCCACUUCUAUACCUUAAGCCCUUCUUGGAUGUGAUCCAAUCUGAUGAGACUGGUGCACCAAUAACUGGUGUUGCAUUGUCAUCUGUAUACAAGUUCUUGACUCUAGCAAUAAUUGAAUCAGCUGACAUGAACGUGGACAAAGCUUUGCAUCAGAUAGUUGACGCUGUGACAAGCUGCCGUUUUGAAGUGACUGAUCCUGCCUCUGAGGAAGUGGUGCUGAUGAAGAUACUUCAAGUUCUUUUGGCUUGUAUGAAAAGUAAAGCAUCAAAGAAUUUGACCAACCAUCAUGUAUGCAACAUAGUAAACACCUGUUUCCGAUUGGUUCAUCAAGCAAGUGCUAAAAGUGAACUUCUGCAGAGAAUAGCACGCCACACGAUGCAUGAAUUGGUUAGAUGUAUCUUUGUUCACCUGCCUGACAUUGAAAGCAGAGUGUGCGCUGAUCCAGAGACUGGCAAGAAACAAGAAGACAAUGGAUGUGUUAAUGUGUCCGUAGGGGAUGAUCCAACAGAUGAGAAAACUAGAAAAAGGGAUAUUGCUUGUAAUGGAGAAAAUCCAAUGAUGGAUCCUCAUGGGGUCCCCUGCAUGGUGGAGAUAUUUCAUUUCCUAUGUUCUCUUCUGAAUGUGAUGGAGUCCAUUGAAAUUGGUUCAAGAUCCAACCCUAUAGCGUAUGAAGAAGAUGUCCCAUUAUUUGCGCUGGGUUUAAUUAAUUCAGCCAUAGAACUAGGUGGUGCUUCUUUUGGAAAUCAUCCCAAGUUGUUGGCUCUGAUACAGGAGGAAUUGUUCCACAAUCUGAUGUGUUUUGGGUUGUCAAUGAGUCCUUUAAUUCUUUCGACAGUUUGUAGCAUUGUUUUAAAUUUGUAUCAUCAUCUGCGUUUUAAGUUAAAGCUACAGCUUGAAGCCUUUUUCUCUGGUGUUUUACUGAAGAUUGCCCAGAGCAAGCAUGGAGCAUCUUAUCAACUUCAGGAGGUUGCCAUGGAAACACUUGUUGACUUCUGCAGACAGCAUAUGUUCGUGGCAGAAAUGUAUGCAAAUUAUGAUUGUGACAUAUCCUGCAGCAAUAUUUUUGAAGAACUUGCCAACCUGUUAUCAAAAAGCACUUUUCCAGUUAACAGUCCACUUUCAGCUCUAAAUACUCUUGCCCUGGAGGGUCUAAUUGCCAUUAUUCAGGGUAUGGCUGAGAGAAUAGGCCAGGAUUCAUUAGUUUCAGAUGAAGGUUCAUUUAAUCUCGAUGAAUAUAGACCAUUUUGGGUAGAAAUAUGCAAGGACUAUAGUGAUCCUAUUCAUUGGGUUCCUUUUGUCCAUAAGAUGAAGCAAAUAAAGAAAAAGUUGUUGGUUGGAGUUGAUCACUUUAACCGUGAUCCAAAGAAGGGUAUGGAAUAUCUCCAAGCAGUGCAUCUGUUACCUGAUAAACUUGAUCCAAAAAGUGUAGCAUGUUUCUUUAGAUUUUCAAAUGGCUUGGAUAAGAAUCUUGUUGGGGAUUUCUUGGGAAGUCAUGAAGAAUUCUAUAUUCAAGUACUUCAUGAAUUUUCAAGGUCAUUUGAUUUUCAGGAUAUGAACCUAGACACUGCCUUGCGUAUAUUCUUGGAGACGUUCAGAUUGCCUGGAGAAUCACAGAAAAUACACAGGGUGCUUGAAGCGUUCUCUGAACAAUAUUAUGAGCAAUCACCAGAUGUUCUGGUUAACAAAGAUGCUGCACUUGUGUUAUCAUAUUCACUUAUCAUGCUGAACACGGAUCAACACAAUACACAGGUCAAGAAGAAGAUGACGGAGGAAGAUUUCAUCCGCAACAACCGGAGAAUAAAUGGAGGAAAUGACCUCCCUCGAGAAUUUUUGUCUGAGCUUUACCACUCCAUCUGUGAGAAUGAGAUCCGGAUUUCCUCAGAUCGAGGUGCUGAUACCCCAUUGCUGGCACCAAGUCAUUGGAUUGGUCUGGUCCACAAAUCGAGGCAAACUUCCCCGUUUAUUGUCUGUGAUCAUGGACCUUAUCUUGAUUAUGAUAUGUUCGCUAUGCUGUCUGGUCAGACAAUUGCUUCCAUCUCAGUGGUUUUAGAUCAUGUGGAGCAGGAAGAUGUCUGGCAAACAUGCAUUGAUGGAUUUCUUGCCAUUGCCAAAAUUUCAGCCUCCUACUGCUUUGAUGAUGUAUUGGAUGAUUUAGUAGUAUCUCUUUGCAAGUUCACAACUCUUUUGUGUCCAUCAUAUACUGAUGAAUUUAUUGUUACAUUUGCCCAAGAUAAUAAAGCUAGAUUGUCCACUUUAGCUGUCUUCACAAUAGCAAACAAGUAUGGGGACCAUAUUCGUUCUGGUUGGAAAAACAUCCUGGACUGCAUUUUGAGCUUGCAUAACUUUGGCCUUCUUCCUACUCGUCAUUUUAGUGAUGACGUGGAGUCUACUUCUGAUGCUGACAAAAGCAAACCUGCUGCAGCUUCCCCAUCAGCACCUCAUGUGCCUUCAUUGGCUCCAUCAAGGAAGUCAUCUGGCUUAAUGGGCCGAUUUAGCCAACUGUUAUAUCUUGAUGCAGAAGAACCUGCUCCUCAGCCAAAUGAAAAGCAGCUUGCCGCCCGUCAGCAGACUCUUCAGACUAUUCAGAAUUGUCACAUUGAUACCAUCUUUGCUGAGAGUAAGUUUUUGCAAGCAGAAUCCCUUUCACAGCUUGUCCGAGCCCUUGUGAUGGCUGCGGGCCGGCCUCAGAAGGGCAACAUCUCUCUAGAAGAUGAAGAGACUGCAGUAUUCUGUCUAGAGUUGCUGAUUGCAAUCACGAUAAACAACCGGGAUAGGAUAAUGCUUCUUUGGCAGGUUGUUUAUGAGCACAUAGCAAGUGUUGUCCAAUCAACAACAAUGCCUUGUACUUUGGUAGAGAAGGCUGUUUUUGGUCUGCUUCGUAUAUGCCAAAGGUUGCUUCCUUACAAGGAAAACCUCACAGAUGAGCUCCUCAAGUCACUGCAACUCAUCUUAAAGCUCGAUGCAAGGGUCGCCGAUGCUUUUCUUGAACAGAUAACCCAGGAGGUGAUGCACCUUGUCAAAGCAAACGCUAUGCAGAUACGAUCUAAUAUGGGCUGGAGGACAAUUAUAUCUCUGCUUUCUAUUACAGCUCGGCAUCCAGAAGCUUCUGAAGCAGGAUUUGAAACACUAUCAUUCAUCAUGGCUGAUGGGGCCCACCUACUGCCUGCUAAUUACAUCCUUUGUUUAAAUGCGGCCAGCCACUUUGCUGACUCCCGUGUUGGAAGUGUUGAUCAAGCUGUGAGAUCCUUAGACCUGAUGGCUGGGUCACUUGUUUGUCUUGUUAGAUGGUCUCACAAGACAAAGGAUGCUCUGGGGGAAGAGGCUGCUAUAAAAAUGUCUCAGGAUAUAACUGAGAUGUGGUUGAGGCUGGUACAGGGACUCAGAAAGUUUUGUUUGGAUUGGAGAGAAGAGGUGCGAGGUCAUGCCAUCUUGAUGUUGCAGAGGUGCUUGACAGUAAUUGAGGGGAUUCACAUUUCAACUGAUCUGUGGUUGCAGUGUUUUGAUCAGAUGAUCUUUACAAUGCUGGAUGAAUUGCUGGAACUUGCACCACAAGGUUCCUUGAAGGAUUACAGGAGUAUUGAAGGAGCAAUUUUUCUGUCUCUGAAGCUCAUGUUCAAAGUGUUUCUACAAUCACUGCAGCAUCUCUCACAGUUGCCAUCCUUCUGCAAACUAUGGUUAGGGUUACUGGAUCAUACUGAAAGAUGCAUGAAGAUGAAAUUUAAAGGUAGACGGAGUGAGAAGAUUCCAGAACUUGUCCCUGAACUCCUAAAGAACACUCUACUUAUCAUGAAAACUAGUGGAAUUCUCAUACCAAGUGAUCCUGUAGGAGGGGACAGUUUCUGGCAGCUAACGUGGUUGCAUGUGCACAAAAUAUGUCCAUCCCUUCAAUCAGAAGUUUUCCCUUCUAGUGAAUUGGAGCAGUUGCAAAAGCAGCACAUUCAAGCUGGAUGUAGCCCUCUCUCAGAGGGAACUGUUCUAGUCUCACCUAGUUAAAACACAUACUGAAGAUUCAUGCUGUUGACAACACUUUCAUUUGGUGAAACUGACAUUCUUAAUCCAUCAUUAGCAUGGUGAGAGGAUACAUUGUGCAGCUGAGAACGUGUCAGGCGUUAGGCGAAAUACGUUCAUUGAAGCACAAGCUACAACCUGCUGGAGCAAAGAUGGUUUCUGAUUUACAAGUGAUAUCUCCAUUCUGAAUGCUAUAUGGUGUUUUACUGUUAAAAGAGCCUUGCUUUCGAGGGAAGAUUAGGGAGAGGGUUUGCCUCGUGCAAUUUUGUGCUUCUGUGGCGGUUACUGCACUUUAAGUUUGAUAACUUAGUUGUUACCAUUUUGGCUGUACAAUAUUGACUUUACUACAAAUUAGUGAUUGAUAUAUGAUAGUAUGAAAGGUUACGGUUAGUUGAUA
Messenger RNA from Solanum tuberosum (potato), 4925 nucleotides. RefSeq names its product ARF guanine-nucleotide exchange factor GNOM-like. Gene Ontology annotation, biological process: regulation of ARF protein signal transduction. Gene Ontology annotation, molecular function: guanyl-nucleotide exchange factor activity. The coding region runs from base 257 to 4513 and encodes 1418 amino acids. The record is from RefSeq and is a predicted model, not a curated record. The transcript has 3 exons. Lineage: Eukaryota; Viridiplantae; Streptophyta; Magnoliopsida; Solanales; Solanaceae.